CCCACUGUGCCGAUUGCAGUCAGCCGUUUAACCCAAUGUGUUUGGUAUUUUUAGUAUGCGAAUUUGUUUGUGCAUUUUUUCAUUGAAAAUAUGCCGUGUUUUUGUUUACAUUCACAAAAAUGAGUGAAUUAUUAGGUUUAUUUAGUAAGUUAAGUGAAUUUUAUGAUCGUAACUUACUUUGGGAGAAUAUUGAAGAACUCUACGAAAACGAUGCCGAAAAAGAACAGGAUAAGAAAAAUGCAGACUCAGACGAUGUGCCACUCUCCAAACUAAGCGCCAAAUCUUCUGUACAGGAAUUACCAUUUGUACGCCGUGCACUCAACGAUUCUCAAGUUUUAUCUACAUUACUCGAGCUAAGUUCGGCCAUACGUCUUUUACGCGGUGAAACAAGUGCUAGUUAUGAUAAUACUUAUGAUUGUUGGGAUGAAGUUGUUAAGGUGUCACCGCGUGAUUCCUAUCUUAGUUUUGUUUAUGCAUUAGCAGGUUUGGCUGCAGUGGAUCCAACAUCCGCCACCUAUACAAAGCUAUCAAUUGCCGUAGUUAAUGCAUAUUUUCUAUCGCUAACUAUACCAGGAGCGAAAGGUUUUCAUAUAUUUGAAACGGAGGUGAUUGCGCAUUGUCUGCAGGUAUUCGGUUUGAUAGAACGCAUACAACAUCCCGAUGUGGCGCGCCGCAUGUCGAAACAACAAGCCAUUGAGAUUUGGGUGCGUUUUUCAACAUUUUGUGAUGAUUUUAAAUUGCUUCUGAGAUAUGUGCACUUCAAUGACCACAAAGAUACGCGUAAUUUACUCUUGAAGAAAUUGGUAGACAUCUUGUAUAUGAAUCAUGAGCGUGGAUAUGCUAAUAUGUAUUCCGCUAAUCUACAUGCCAAAUGUUUUGAAAUCUUUGAGGAAUUCAUAAAUGCUCACAAUGGCGAACCGGAAGAAACAUUAAUGAAAUUAAUGAAUAUGACAGUUUUCCUCCACACUUAUGCACCUAAGCCAAAAAGCAAUUAUGGUUCCUUCUCUAGCAACGAUUGUGAACACAUCUCUGAUUGGUUUAUUAAAUGUAUUUCAAAAUAUCCGCGUCUACUCGUAAAGGUUUUGAGUUUUUAUAUCGAAUGCCUUGUGACCAACCCCAUCAAGUCAUGGAAAUCUGAACAGACACAGCGCGCUCUUGAGUAUGCUGCGAAGUACGAUGCAGCACUUUUUACCAAAUGCAACGAAUCUUCGGUGGAGUUCCUUUGUGAAGCCAUCUAUGCCGAUGAAGUAAUGAUACGAGCACGGGCUGUAGAUUUAAUUUCACGUAUUUUACAAUUGGAAGCACAUGUUGAUUGGCAAAUGUUUCGGCACGAAGUAUCAGACAUACCACGUGAGGUAUAUCUCAUAAAUGAGCUUAUAAAGAGUCUACAAGAUUGCAACAAUACUAUUAAAUUGAAAGCGGUACAAGCACUACAUGUCGCACUCACUAAAGGUUCACCCACCACAGUGAAAAUACUUAGCGAAGGCAUACGCUAUACAAAAUACCGCGAUAUUGGUGUCGAGUUACCGGAUGAGCCACGCGUACGUAAAAAUGAAAUACGUUAUGAGAAACCCACAGCGUUAGAGCCAAAAUACAGCUUUGAAGGUCACGGUUUAUUGGAAUUGGCAUUCAUGCAUUUACCAGAAUAUAUUUACAUGUUUUUCUUUCAAAGUGCACAAUCGUUUAUCCGGCGUGCGGGUAUAAUGUUUGUGGAACAAUUGGUCAAACUUAAUCCGCUGAUAAUCUUCAAUACAAAUUUUGUCGCUGAAACUACGCGUUUGGUCGAUGAACCUACGGCUCUAGUGCGUAAACAGACGUUGCUCACAAUCGACAGCAUACUCGGUUGUUAUCCUAAUUGUUAUCCUGUUGUAUGGGUUUGGUGUAAAAUUGUCGCGCCUAUGUUACAUGACGGUGAUCCAAAGAAUGUGGAAAUAGCAAUGGAUUGUUUUCGUUCGCGUGUCCUUGCAAAUUUGAGUGGCAUCGAUCAGUCCAAUAAAGCGGAGCACUUCAUGCCCUGGGUUAUCAUACGUACAAUGCUGUCAACACAACCUAGGCUAUAUUUACAGACUUGCUUUCAUACGGCUCUACAGCAGCGUAUGCUGAACUCGGAAAUACUCAGCGUUAUCGAGUCACAUCUACUCACUUCCAAUUCCACAGAAGCUUGGAUCGUACUGAAUUUUGUUUCGGGCAAAAUAAAGAGUAAGGAGCCCGAUGCACUUAUACAUCUAUUUACAUCACUAAAAUCGUGGAACAAAGAACAAAAUAUGCUCAUCGCUUUGGAGGUCCUUUCCAAUUGCAUACAGGAUUUCUCGCACACAGCACUCAAUCACGCCUUCAAUCAUAUACUCACACAAAUACGUGAAGGUCAAAUAAUACCGGUACUCAUUGGUAAAGCCUUUGAUCUACUCAUACACAUUGACAACUGUUCGCAAUCUCAGGCGAGCAAAAGUAAAAACAACAAAAGCAAUCCACUUGAGUUAUGCGAAAAAACGUGGCUACUCGAACUACACGAAUUACUCGAGUAUCAUGUACUCUCCGGUAUUGCGGAUUUUCCUGAUAAUCGCGCUAUAUUCAUGUCAUAUCUAUAUUCCUACUCGGAGGUAAACUUGCAGACACGUUUACGUCCACAUCACACCAUUGUCUCCUUUGUGCACAAGUAUAUGAGUGUCUGUUUGAAAUUGCCAGAGUCAGAGUUGGAUUUGGAGAAUGAGCGUCUUUUCAAUUCGAUGAUUUUAAUUGCGGGGCGUUUGUCUUUGCGUGAUGCUGUAACUGCCAGUACUAGUUGUAUGAUUUAUGGCUCAAUUUUAAGAACCAUUGAUCGGCCGCCAAUUGUGAAUACAAUCGUUGUAGCGUUAACGGACCUCUGCAAGAAACAUACACAAAUUGUAGAGCGUAUUAUUGUGCAUGUGUUGGCGAAAUUGUUCUCACCGUAUGUAGUGAAUCGCAUCGAGACUUUCAAGUGUUUUGAGAAGCUGGUACUGCAGGAUCAAUUGAAGCUGCGUGGUUCCUUGUUGCUGGCUCUUAUGGCGGCAAUUUUGGAUGAGAAUAGGGAAUUGGCGACGCGUGCUUGUGAAUUUUUCGCAGAAUUUCUCAGCAAAAAGAAUUCUACACUCUUUCAGAAAUGUUUGAUUGAGUGUCCAUUCGUCUUCAAUGAGUUUAAGGAUUUCGAUGGUUUGGAUAGUUUCUCGGAUACUGGCAUUAAAUCACCACUGAAGGGUGAGGAAAAGCGUAAAAGUCGGCAAUUAUUGUACAAUCACUUGAUGACGUCGGUGGAUGAAGUGAACUUGGUGCUCUAUUUUGGGCAACUGAAACUAAUUUCCGAAAAAUCACUACGCGAUGCAAGCAUGAAAACUCCUGAAGGUAUUGCAUUACUCAAGGACGUGCUCUUCAUAUUAAAACGUGUUUGCCAAUUGAUAAAAGAGCAAAAAUCAACCACUGAAAACAAGGACGAUGAAGGAGAAAAUGAUAAAACGGAUGACGCAACUGCCGAGGCAAACGAAGCAACUGCAUUAGAAGGGCUGGGCGUAGGAAAAACGCCAGCUACGGCUCCAACGGGCAGCACAGGGCGUGGGCGUGGACGGCGGCGAGAAGUGGUCACAAUGCCUGAUGCGCUUAAUAUUCUCGAAAAAUCCCUAAUUUUCAUACCUACAAUACAUAAGUGCUUCACUGCUCACUCCGAUGACGCAUUACAGAAGGCUUUCGAUGAUUUGGGCCAUGCUUUGGCCAAACGUUUUCCCAAUUUAGUUCAAUAUGCCCAGCCUGCGGGGUUUUGGCGUAAAUAUCGUGAGAAAAUUGCAACGCCAUUAAAGGCGAAACAAAAGAAAAAUCCGAAAAGAAAAGUAAGGAAUCCAAACACACCAGAUAAUCCCAAGGCGAAUUCAACAAAAAUCGGUGAAUCAUUCACAUGUGAUGAUGUUGACGAUGGUACUGCCGAUAAUGAUAUGGAUAUCGAUGAGGAUUUGGAAUGUGAUUCAGCAGCAGAGAGUGAGUUUUGUUCCGAUUAUGAUUUACCAUUGGCAAGUAAAAAAUAUGAUGGUGCAUCACCGCAAAAACGUUUACGUUUAAGCGACUCUGAAAUUCCUAUGGAAUAUUUAUUUAAUCCGAAGAUAUGAGAUUACGCCAAUGCCAGGAUUGUGCCUGGCAAUCCAUAAUUUCAGUAAAUAUACAUAUAAUACCCGCUUUUUUAAGUUAGGCCUGCGAAAAAGUACACAAUAGCAUUUAAAAUAGUAUUAGUUCUUUUAUAACGUUAAUUUUAAAUUAGUUCCCUAAUUUUAUGUAAAGCAAAAGACUAGACUCGAAAGGCUAUAGAAUAUUAAAAAUAAUGUUAUUCAGAAAUAAGUGUUUAAUGUUUAACUGCCAAAAAUAUUAAAAAAAUAUUGUUGCAACUAAAAUAAA
This is a messenger RNA of Ceratitis capitata (Mediterranean fruit fly), 4395 nucleotides long. RefSeq lists its product as uncharacterized. Gene Ontology annotation, biological process: meiotic chromosome condensation; mitotic chromosome condensation. The coding region runs from base 120 to 4112 and encodes 1330 amino acids. Gene Ontology annotation, cellular component: condensed chromosome, centromeric region. The transcript has 8 exons. Lineage: Eukaryota; Metazoa; Arthropoda; Insecta; Diptera; Tephritidae. The record is from RefSeq and is a predicted model, not a curated record. Gene Ontology annotation, molecular function: histone binding.